AUGGGGUUGAAAUUCAUACAGCAAACCCAUCUCCGUAUUGGAGGCUAUUCCAAGUUUGGCCGGCAAUGUUUGACGAUUUUGGCACAAGACAACCGUAUAGAUAUCCCUUUCAACACCGUUCAGGAACUCAUCGCAAACCAUGCAUCACAGAGUAUGAUGCUCGUUUUGGAAGAAGCACCAAGGUUCUACUCCCAAGCGCUGUGUCUCUCCGACAAUAACGCCAAGUGGGAACGGCAAGCGAGCUGUCCGUCCUGGAAGGAUCAUGCUAAGUGCGUGGCGCACUGCCUGGUCUACCAACUGAUACCUAUGAGCGAAUACUAUCCGACAAUCCGAGCCCUCAAAGCCCAGGACAUUCUGUCCCUAAGCCAGCGGAACAUACCGGUGAAAUCUUCUCCGGUCCUCACGUACGAGGACUGUGUGCCAAGGUUGAGUGCAUGCGAAGGGAAGAUGCAAAGUCUGGGUACGGCAAGGGAAGGUAUAAUUCCAAUUCCAAUCCUCUUCCAGGUCCAGUCGCUUAUCUGGGACAACUAUCUACACCCAUACGGCGGGCUUUGUACACUUGAUAUCAUUGAGCGCAUUGCCAGAGACAGCACUCGAGUUAUCAAAAUUUUGCAGGACACGGGGACUAACCCCCAGUGGUUUGUAGCGCAACAAGACAACUUCUUGAAGGACCAGGGUAUUGGCAGUGCCCUAGGACUGCCAUCGUUUAUCAAACAACUCGACAGGAUGCGCAUAGACUACCGCCGCGACAGAUUUCUCAAGUCUGUUGUUGAGCAUGCCGUGCUACGCGAGCAAGUGGGUAAAGUUCAAGUUGAUUAG
Messenger RNA from Pochonia chlamydosporia 170, 819 nucleotides. RefSeq lists its product as hypothetical. Bases 1 to 819 code for a protein of 272 amino acids. The record is from RefSeq and is a predicted model, not a curated record. The transcript is spliced from 2 exons. Lineage: Eukaryota; Fungi; Ascomycota; Sordariomycetes; Hypocreales; Clavicipitaceae.